Molecule: messenger RNA, 387 nt
Organism: Racocetra persica
Lineage: Eukaryota; Fungi; Glomeromycota; Glomeromycetes; Diversisporales; Gigasporaceae
Source: the annotation of a GenBank genome assembly
AUGACCAGCCGUAAAGAACGCUUGGAGCAUUUAAAACGAGAGUUAGGGAAUAGUUAUAGUGAGAUUAAUAAAAUUAAAGAAAGCGAAAAAAAAGUAAUCGAGGAGAAUAAAAAUCUCUUAGAUAAAUUAAAAAAGACUGAGGAAUUGUUAACUAAAACGGAAGAAUUGUUGACUAAUAAAAGAGAUAAUAGUGAAACUGCCGGUCAGGAAGAAGAUAAUUUAUUGACUGAAGUAGAGCAAAAGGUCGCUACUCUCCAACAAGAAAUUACAGAAUUAAAAACAGUUAAUCAGCAAUUAGUAGAACAGAAUGAGAAAUUAAAAUCGCAAGGGGAAAAAGUUUAUAUGAAAGGUUUGGCUGUCGUUGGUAUUUUUGCCGGUGGAGCCUGA